UCUGGAGUGAUUGACGGCCGUUUGACUGAGCAGCAGCAGUGUACUCCCUCAGGCUUGGCCCAGUACAUCUUCCCAACAGGUCUGGCUAGGGCAUCAUUAAAAAUGGAGCACCAGAGCUCUGACAGGGCUCAUCAGUGCCACCGUACACCACCCUCUCUCUCUCUAUUUCUCUCUCUCGCUUUGUUUCCCUCUCUCUGUCUCUCUAUCUCACCAGUGCCACCUUCCCCUGGUGGACCUCCUGACCUCAGCCAGCUAAUGGCCCUCUCUGGGUCUGACACUGUCUCUGGGUCUGACACUGUCUGACACAGCAAGCAACCUCCUCCCUCCCUCCCUCUCUCUCUCUGCUGCUCAUCCUCUGGGUGCUGACCAAAGCUGUUUUUCCACGAUGCGCUCCUCCGCUCCAAUACUGUCAUCACGUUACAGGGCCUUUACCCCAUCUUCAUCUCCCUGGGGUCAAUUCCAUUUUAAUUCAGUCAAUUCAUGAAGUAAAACUGAAAUUCCAAUUUUCCUUUUUGUAAACUAUGAAGAAAAUUGGAAUUAUAACUGGAAUUUCAGUGGAAUUGACCCUAUUCCUGCCUUUGUCUGUAUGACGGUGACCUCACUGUUUUGACCACUGACCUGUAACAACAUUUGAUAUAGAGAUGAAUUUACCUUACAAUCCAGCACAGAUGUCUGUUAUUUAAGUUUCUGUACCAGAUAGAAAUCAGUGGACCAUACGUUCACUAAAUUCCAGUUCCGGAAUCUAAAAAGGUCAAACAUAAAUACUCUGUAAAUUCCUUCUUACAUAUACUGUAAUCCUGAAAUGUUUUGUGUUUAUCUUGAUCUACAUUGGGACAAAUUAUAUGAAAUCUUAGAAAGUUGAUGACACCCUAACAUGUGCAUACAGUAUCCUAUAUAUCCUAUAUACUGUAACAUAUCCUUCUGGAAAAUACAAUCAUUCUAUAUACAGUAUCAUGACUGUAUAUCAUUUCACACAACGUAUCCAUAUAAUAACGUGAUAUCACUAACAUAAUGGCAACCAGGAAAGAACAGCCUUGAGCAUAAUGUACUACAUAAAGCUUUCUUCAAAAUGUAUAUUAUUUCAUUUCUGAAUAUGUGGUAAAUAUUGUAAACAUAUGCUGUUGAAUUGCAAACAGUGUGAUUUACACAGUAAUGUGACACGCUCUACUUUUCCAUUCAGGAAAAGAUGAACAUGACCUCAAUAAACCCAAUUUACCGUAAGAGCAUAAUUGGAACAGGGUGCUACAAAGGCCCAUAUAUAAAGCAGUCAUGAGCCACUGUCUGUCCUUGGACCACCUCAACAGCCAUUAGUAAAUCACAGUCCUUGGUAGUGGUGUAAAGUACUUAAGUAAAAAUACUUUAAAGUACUAAGUCGUUUUUGGGGUAUCUGUACUUUACUUUAUUAUUUAUAGUUUGACAACUUUUACUUUUACUCCACUACAUUCCUAAAGAAAAUAAUGUAUUUUUUACUGAUACCAAAAAGUACUCGUUACAGGAAUUACUGUAGGCUCCUGCUCCCAUGAGCCUGUCACGACUCCCUCCGAAGCUGCCUCAUCUCCUUGUUCGGGCAGACUUCGGCGUUCGUCGUCACCGGCCUUCUAGCCACUGCCGCUCCUCUUUUCAUCAUUCCAUUUGUUUUGUCUUGUUUUUCACACACACCUGGUACAUAUCCCCUCAUCAGUCUCUGUAUAAUUAUUCCCUCUGCUCCCACAUGUCUUUGUGUGUUAUUGUUCCAUGCGGAGGGGUCGCUAGCUCGUGUUGAGCAUUAUGUUACUUUUAUCGCCGGGAUAUUCACCCGUGUGUUUUGUUUUCCCAGUACGCAUUGAAGUCGCACUGUAUUUGGUUUAAGCAUUGCUGCUGACUGCUGUAUUGGCCAAAUAAACCCUAUACUUUGAUUCACACCUCCUGCACCUGGCUCCAUCCUACUCACCUUGUUACAGAGCUAUUCCGGCUGUCAAGGGUGCCAAUUAUAAACGCAACAUGUAAAAUCCCAUGUUUCAUGAGCUGAAAUAAAAUAUCCCCGAAAUGUUCCAUACGCACAAAAGGCUACAUUUAAAUUACUACCCUGUGAGUGAGAAUUUUUCCUUUGCCAAGAUAACCAUCCGCCUGACAGGUGUGGCAUGUCAAGAAGCUGAUUAAACAGCAUGAUGAUUACACAGGUGCACCUUGUGCUGAGGACAAUAAAAGGCCACUCUAAAAUGUACAAAUGUCUCAAGUUUUCAGGGAGAGUGCAAUUAGCAUGCUGACUGCAGGAAUGUCCACCAGAGCUGUUGCCAGAUAAUUUACUGUUAAUUUCUCUACCAUAAGCCACAUCCAACAUUGUUUUAGAGAAUUUGGCAGUACGUCCAACCGGCCUCACAACCGCAGACCACAUGUAUGCCGUUGUGUGGGCGAGCAGUUUGCUGAUGUCAACGUUGUGAAAAGAGUGCCCCAGGGUGGCGGUGGGGUUAUAGUAUGGGCAGGCAUAAGCUACGCACAAUGAACACAAUUGCAUUUUAUCUAUGGCAAUUUGAAUGCACAGAGAUACCGUGACGAGAUCCUGAGGCCCAUUGUCGUGCCAUUCAUCUGCCACCAUCACCUCAUGUUUCAGCAUGAUAAUGAAUGACCCCAUGUUGCAAGGAUCUGUACACAACUCCUGGAAGCUGAAAAUGUCCCAGUUCUUCCAUGGCCUGCAUACUCACCAGACAUGUCACCCAUUGAGAAUGUUUGGGAUGCUCUGGAUCGACGUGUAUGACAGCGCUCUUUACAUGACAUAGACUGACCAGGUGAAUCCAGGUGAAAGCUAUGAUCCCUUAUUGAUGUCACUUGUUAAAUCCUCUUCAAUCAGUGUAGAUGAAGGGGAGGAGACAGGUUAAAGAAGGAUUUUUAAAGGGAUACUUCACCAGAGUCAGAUUAACUAUUGGAUACCAUUAUUAUGUCUCUGUGUCCAGUAUGAAGGAAGUUAGAGGUAGUUUUGUAAACCAACGCUAACUAGCAUUAGCGCAAAGCAGAUACGCAUAGACCUCCAGUCAUUGUGCUAACGCUAGUUAGCUAGCGCUAGUUAGCAACUUCCUUCAAACUGCACGCAGAGACAUAAAAAUGGUAUCCACGAGUUCAUCUGACUCUGGGGAAGUACAUAGAUAAAGGGCUUCAUUGUCAAAAUCCCGAAGUAUCCCUUUAAGCCUUGAGACAAUUGAGACAUGGAUUGUGUAUGUGUGCCAUUCAGAGGGUGAUGGGCAAGACAAAAUAUUUAAGUGCUUUGAACAGAGUAUGGUAGUAGGUGCCAGGCGCACCGUUUUGAGUGUGUCAAGAACUGCAGUGCUGCUGGGUUUCAUACUCAACAUUUUCCUGUGUGUUUCAAGAAUGGACCAUCACCCAAAGGACAUCCAGCCAAUUUGACACAACUGAGGGAAGCAUUGGAGUUAACAUGGGCCAGCAUCUCUGUUGAACACUUUUGACACCUUGUAGAGUCCAUGCCCUGAUGAAUUGAGGCUGUUCUGAGGGCAAAAGGGGGUGCAACUCAAUAAAGGUGUUCCUAAUGUUUUGUAUACUCAGUUUUGUAUACACAGCAUAAGGUACAUCGUAGGUGAAAAACAUGAUGUUUGUACAUUAUAAUAGUACGACAAUUUAAAGUACAGUAUGCUGCCAAUCUCCAGCUGGUUAGUGAUUUUGUGUAAUUAACACAUACAGUUUACACCGGUUUCAUAAUUUACAUUGUUUUUUCUAAUGAGGGCCACAGAGCCUUGAACAGCAUCAUCUAUCAGGCCUCAAGUAUUUAUUUUUCAGCCAUCUGUUCAAUUAGUGUAUCCAUACCGGUUUUUAAUAUAUGCACAUAUAGGAAUCUGUGUAAACCAGAUUUCUAAUUCAGAUUAAUAACUGUCCUCUCAUUCUAAUCCACAGAGACAUUUUCAAAGAGAAUCAUCGGAGGCCAGAAGGUCCAGCCAUACGCUCACAAGUACCAGGCGUAACAGGGACCACUACCGUGGAGCCACACUCAUCCGGUCCAAGUAGGUGGUGUCGGCUGCCCACUGCUGGAAACCGUGAGUACUGACUACAAUAAUGGGAGAGUGAUGGAUAACAGUGUACAGUACACAAUAGAAUAUAUGGGUGGAUUCAUUUUAGCUCAAACGGGUUUUGGACAAUUCUAUUGGUCCUAAAGUGAAAUGAAUGUGUUUUGUUUUUCUAUCACUACAGCUGCAGGACUUUCAACAACGACAUCAUGCUCAUCAAGGGAAGAUACUUUUCUUAACAUUCCACCACCAUGAGGUAGAGACGUGCUGUGUUUCAAUACCCACACAGGCAUACCACUUACAAUGAAGCUUGGGCAAGUGGUAUGCUAGUGUAAAUAUCGAAACCUAUCGAUGGUGUUACUGUGUUUGUACCUUAUAUUUCAGUUAGUCUACUCACAGCACAACUUCAGAUACUGCUGCAGCCUAGACACUAAACCAUAACUUCACCCCGCCCCUGUUGAUCCCUGCUCUCUGAUUGGUCAGCAUCUGAUUGUGGGCCUCCUGAUUGGUCAGUAGCAUCUGAUUGUGUGCCUUUGCUGUGGUUGUGUGUGUCCUAGCUCAGUGAGCGAGCCCAGCUCAAUGCCUACGUUCAGCCUGCCGUACUGCCAGAGGACAACACCCCUGCUCUCCAAGGGUACGCUCAUCAACUCAUCCUUGAACGCUGGCUAUGUCCCUUCCGUCUUCAAGAGAGAGAGUUGCACCCCUUCUCAAAAAACCAACACUCGAUCCCUCUGAUGUCAACAACUACAGACCAGUAUCCCUUCUUUCUUUUCUCUCCAAAAGUCUUGAGCGUGCCGUCUUUAGCCAACUCUCUUGCUAUCUCUCUCAGAAUAACCUUCUUGAUCCAAACCAGUCAGGUUUCAAGACUGGUCAUUCAACUGAGACUGCUCUUCUCUGUGUCACAGAGGCUCUCCGCACUGCUAAAGCUAACUCUCUCUCCUAUGCUCUUGUCCUUCUAGACCUGUCUGCUGCCUUUGAUACUGUGAACCAUCAGAUCCUCCUCUCCACCCUCUCCGAGCUGGGCAUCUCCGGCGCGGCUCACUCUUGGAUUGCGUCCUACCUGACCGGUCGCUCCUACCAAGUGGCUUGGCGAGAUACUGUCUCCGCACCAUGUGCUCUCACCACUGGUGUCCCCCAGGGCUCAGUUCUAGGCCCUCUCCUAUUCUUGCUAAACACCAAGUCACUUGGCUCUGUCAUAUCCUCGCAUGGCCUCUCCUAUCAUUGCUACGCAGACGACACACAACUAAUCUUCUCCUUUCCCCCUUCUGAUAACCAGGUGGCGAAUCGCAUCUCUGCAUGUCUGGCAGACAUAUCAGUGUGGAUGACGGAUCACCACCUCAAGCUGAACCUUGACAAGACGGAGCUGCUCUUCCUCCUGGGGAAGGACUGCCCGUUCCAUGAUCUCGCCAUCACGGUUGACAACUCCAUUGUGUCCUCCUCCCAGAGUGCGAAGAGCCUUGGCGUGACCCUGGACAACACCCUGUCGUUCUCCGCUAACAUCAAGGCGGUGACCCGAUCCUGUAGGUUCAUGCUCUACAACAUUCGGAGAGUACGACCCUGCCUUACACAGGAAGCGGCACAGGUCCUAAUCCAGGCACUUGUCAUCUCCCGUCUGGAUUACUGCAACUUGCUGUUGGCUGGGCUCCCUGCCUGUGCCAUUAAACCCCUACAACUCAUCCAGAAUGCCGCAGCCCGUCUGGUGUUCAACCUUCCCAAGUUCUCUCACGUCACCCCGCUCCUCCGCACACUCCACUGGCUUCCAGUUGAAGCUCGCAUCUGCUACAAGACCAUGGUGCUUGCCUAUGGAGCUGUGAGGGGAACGGCACCUCCGUACCUUCAGGCUCUGAUCAGUCCCUACACCCAAACGAGGGCAUUGCGUUCAUCCACCUCUGGCCUGCUGGCCCCCCUACCUCUGCGGAAGCACAGUUCCCGCUCAGCCCAGUCAAACUGUUCGCUGCUCUGGCACCCCAAUGAUGGAACAAGCUCCCUCACGACGCCAGGACAGCGGAGUCACUCACCACCUUCCGGAGACACUUGAAACCCCACCCCUUUAAGGAAUACCUGGGAUAGGAUAAAGUAAUCCUUCUACCCCCCCUUGAACCCCACCCCCCCCCCCCCCCCCCCCCCCCACCAUUUUUUUUUUUUUUAAACAAAAAAAAAACUUUGUAAAGUGGUUAUCCCACUGGCUAUAAGGUGAAUGCACCAAUUUGUAAGUCGCUCUGGAUAAGAGCGUCUGCUAAAUGACGUAAAUGUAAAUGUACACCACCUGUACAGUGAGCGGCUGGGGCAUCACCUGUUUCUACAGCUACUACCUGUCCCCUGUGCUGCAGAUAUGCAGACCUUACUGCCACUGCUACUACUAUUAUUUUUUGAAACGGAGGUAUCACCUGUUUCUACAGCUACUACCUGUCCCCUGUGCUGCAGAUAUGCAGACCUUACUGCCACUGCUACUACUAUUAUUUUUUUCAAACAAAGUCAACACAGCAGCCAUUGCUAGCUAGCCAACACUACCAGCUGGCUGUACUGUAGUAGCUAAAUACAAUAUCUUUGUGCUAGCUAGCCAACGUUUAAUCAUUGCUGCGUUAUGAAAGAACUAGACACGGACACAAAUUAUCUGUUUAGUGUGUUCACACACUAUUGGUAGUUUGUUGUAACCAAGUAUUGGUGCUAAACUGUGUGUUAUUGGAUGCUAGCAUGCUAGUUAGCUAUGGCGUCAUAGUUAGCUAGCUGAAUAAAGUAAGUUGAGUCUAUUCAUUGAAACAUUGAACCGCUGUAGUUUACAACAAUUCUAAUUUCUAAAGUGGAAGUUGGGAGAGUUUUAUUCGGGUGGUUCAGUGAAACAAUUAUAGUUUCUGAGGUGGAAGUUGGGAGAGUUAUAUUUUUUUGGUGAGGGAGGCCUGCUCUCUCCUUUCCCAGAUGUUUAGUUCAUUUCAUUCCGAUCUCCUCUGCAUUAUUGUAGCCAUCUGCUGCAGCCUGUCAACUAUGCCUCUGCCUAUCCCUGUUCUCUCCUCUCCGCACAGGCUACACAAACGCCUCACACCGCGUGGCUGCUGCCUCUCUAACCUGGUGGUCCCUGCACGCACCACACACCUGGAGUUCCAGGUCUCAGGCAGCCUCUGGAACUGCCGUUCUGCCGCCAACAAGGCUGACUUCAUCCCAGCCUAUGCUACCCUCCAGUCCCUCGACUUCCUGGCGCUGACGGAAACAUGGAUUACCACUGAAAACACUGCUACUCCUACUGCUCUCUCCUCGUCUGACCAUGUGUUCUCGCAUACCCCGAGAGCAUCUGGUCAGAGGGGUGGUGGCACAGGAAUCCUCAUCUCUCCCAAGUGGUCAUUCUCAAUUUUUCCCCUAACCCAUCUGUCUAUCUCCUCAUUUGAAUUCCACGCUGUCACAGUCACUAGCCCAUUUAAAUUCCACGCUGUCACAGCCACUAGCCCAUCUGAAAUUAGCCCACCCAACUACCUCAUCCCUAUAUUGUUAUUUAUUUUGCUCUUUUGCACCCCAGUAUCUCUAUUUGCACAUAAUCUCUUGCACAUCUAGCAUUCCAGUGUUAAUACUAUUGUAAUUAUUCUGCACUAUAGCCUAUUUAUUGCCUUACCUCCAUAACUUGCUACAUUUGCACACACUGUAUAUAUAUUUUCUGUUGUAUUUCUGACUUUAUGUUUUUUACCCCAUAUGUAACUCUGUGUUGUUUUUAUUGCACUACUUUGCUUUAUCUUGGCCAGGUCGCAGUUGUAAAUUAGAACCUGUUCUCAACUGGCUUACCUGGUUAAAUAAAGGUGAAAUAAAAUAAAAAUAAAAUAAAUUUAAGCUUAAUAUCCUUGUCAUCUAUCGCCCUCCAGGUUCCCUUGGAGAGUUCAUCAAUGAGCUUGACGCCUUGAUAAGUUCCUUUCCUGAGGAUGGCUCACCCUUCACAGUUUUGGGGGAUUUCAACCUCCCUACGUCUACAUUUGACUCAUUUCUCUCUGCCUCCUUCUUUCCACUCCUCUCCUCUUUUGACCUCACCCUCUCACCGUCCCCCCCUACUCACAAGGCAGGCAAUACGCUUGACUUCAUCUUUACUAGAUGUUGCUCUUCUACUAAUCUCACUGCAACUCCCCUCCAUGUCUCCGACCACUACUUUGUAUCCUUUUCUCUCUCGCUCUCCUCCAACACUACUCACUCUGCCCCUACACAGAUGGUAACACGCCGCCGCAACCUUCGCUCUCUCUCUCCCACUACUCUCUCCUCUUCCAUCCUAUCAUCUCUUCCCUCUGCUCAAUCCUUCUCCCUCCAAUCUCCUGACUCUGCCUCCUCAACCCUCCUCUCCUCCCUUUCUGCAUCCUUUGACUCCCUGUGUCCCCUAUCCUCCCGGCCGGCUCGGUCCUCCCCUCCAGCUCCGUGGCUUGAUGACUCAUUGCGAGCUCACAGAACAGAGCUCAGGGCAGCGGAGCGGAAAUGGAAGAAAACUAAACUCCCUGCCGACCUGGCAUCUUUUCACUCCCUCCUCUCUACAUUUUCUUCAUCUGUUUCUGCUGCUAAGGCCACUUUCUACCACUCUAAAUUCCAAGCAUCUGCCUCUAACCCUAGGAAGCUCUUUGCCACAUUCUCCUCAUCCUUCUACCCCCCCCUUACCCCCCCCCCCCCCCCCCAAAAAAAUAAAUAAAUAAAUAAAAUAAAAUAAAACUUUGUAAAGUGGUUAUCCCACUGGCUAUAAGGUGAAUGCACCAAUUUGUAAGUCGCUCUGGAUAAGAGCGUCUGCUAAAUGACGUAAAUGUAAAUGUACACCACCUGUACAGUGAGCGGCUGGGGCAUCACCUGUUUCUACAGCUACUACCUGUCCCCUGUGCUGCAGAUAUGCAGACCUUACUGCCACUGCUACUACUAUUAUUACCACUACUACCACUACCACUACCACUACCACUACUACUACUACUACUACUACUACUACUACUACUACUACUGGAGGAUCACAGACAACAUGAUGUGUGCUGGGACUCGCUUUGGUGACAUGGACUCCUGUCAGGUAAAGCCUAAUCUCGGCACCCAGAACCAAAUCUUUAACAUUUGUCACAAGAGCCUAGGUAUAGACUGGUGUGAAUAAUAGGGUGUGGCCCUUAAAAACUGGGCCAGAGCCAAUGGGGAUAUUUACAGUUUGGAUUAGGGAAAUGUUUGUGUUCAGAUAAGGGACAUCAGCUACUGGUCCCCAGAUCAUAGGACAUGUGGUAACUUAACAUCAAAUUGGCCAGAUAAGAGAGGUGUGUUCACACUUUGUAAUAAUAAUAAUAUUAAUUUACUAAAUUUAAUUUAUUAAAUGUAUUCAUAAUAGACAUCUCAAAGCGCUUCAUAAGCAAAAAAGAAAGAAAGAAACAAGCAAUAUACUGUAUCAUGGCCCCGUGUAGCUCAGUUGGUAGAGCAUGGCGUUUGCAACGCCAGGGUUGUGGGUUCGAUUCCCACGGGGGGCCAGUAUGAAAAAUGUAUGCACUCACUAACUGUAAGUCGCUCUGGAUAAGAGCGUCUGCUAAAUGACUAAAAUGUCAAACCAAUAGAGGCCAAGUCAGUUCAUGGCUCGAGUUUGAGGGGAGGGAGCUGGUCAGAAGUUACAAAGAGUUACUUUGUAGCCCUAACAAAAGGACCAGAGCUUUUGUUCAUUAUUGUGUCUUUUGUGUUAUUGUUCUACAGGGCGACUCGGGCGGACCCCUUAUCUGCAAUGGAAACUUGGAAGGCAUCGUCUCAUAG
Messenger RNA from Coregonus sp. 'balchen', 9710 nucleotides. NCBI's taxonomy places the organism in Eukaryota, Metazoa, Chordata, Actinopteri, Salmoniformes, Salmonidae. The record is from the annotation of a GenBank genome assembly.